Messenger RNA from Didymodactylos carnosus, 1829 nucleotides. The record is from the annotation of a GenBank genome assembly. Lineage: Eukaryota; Metazoa; Rotifera; Eurotatoria; Philodinida; Philodinidae.
CUUAGAAAACUUGCUCAAAAUCCCGGAAAAACCACUUUUGUAACCAAAAGCAAUACAGAUUCUGGAAGUAGACACUUCAGGCUAUCUUUUCAUGUGCGUAUCUCAAAACCGAUUUUUUGACCGAAAACCACCAUUUCUGAGGGGGGGCCCUUAAUGCACUUUUUGUAGUUCAGACUUAGCUCUUACAAACAAAGAAAAAGCAAAGUCUCCAAAAUAUUGGGAGCAUGGAGAAGAGAAGUGACUAUCGAUAUUUAAUGCAAAACUUUCCAAUCAUCAAUUAUUAUCAAGAACUUUUGAUCACUGUUCAUUCAUUGUUGAUAUUUUAUGCUUUUAUGUGUCUACUCAUAAUAUUAAUAUUUUGAAUGAUCGGCGAUUCUCCUUUCUUCUCAUUAUCGUCACCAUUAGUUAAUUGAAGAUGCUAUAUUGCAUACUAUCUUAUUCAUAUAAAAUUAUUAAAUAAAUCUAAGCCCUUCUGUUCAAAAUUAACAUAAUUUGGGUGUCAUUUUACCUCAUAUCAUCGCACUUUAUCUUCGUAUUUCUCGAAUAAAAGUUCGAGAUUUAUCGAUACUAAUAUCAUGGUCAACUAAUUUUUCUUGUACAUACAGAAUAUCGAGUUUCAUUUUAGAUAUCUAUUCCCAAGGUCAAAGUAUUGAGACGAUGUUCAAAAUCUUGUCGAAUCAAUUGUUUCUAAAUUUUAUUCUACGUGUUGUUAAUCCCAUAUACAAACUGUGUCGAUAAUGACAUUGAACGAGUAGAAAGUGGUUAAAGUAUAUCAGUUAUCGAAAUGUUUUUAAGAAAUGAUUAAUUACAGAAGGACACGAAGGGGCUAUAUUGAUUAUAGUUAACACAAAACAAACAUGAGCGCCACCAAACAGAUGAAGUUUGUGGUUGCUACGCCGAAAAGAAUUCGAUAAUAUUUGACAUUUUUGAUGUUUUAAUUAACGAAUUUUAUGUUUAUUCAGUUUUUUUAACCAGUAAAUAAUCAUUAAUCAAUUGGUAUUGAAGAAAAACAUCAUGGCUGAAACAGUUUAUAAUUCGAGUAAGCGAUAUGUGUUUUAGCAACAAUAAACUUUAUUAAAAUUAUAUUUUUAGACGAUCAUUAUUCAAGAAUAUGUUUCAAUCAGAAUACUCGAACCACUUCUCGCCGACAUUCACGUACAAACUCUUUUCCUUCUACCGCAUGUAGUAAUCAAGAACAUAAAAAACGUAAACCUGUCAAUGAAAUAGAGUUACAUAGUAUACAUAGUUCGGAUGAGAGACGUUCGGUGAAUGGUGGAAAAAAACACCGAACGAGUAAUAUUGAGAAAAAAACGGAAUUUGAUGAUGCUAAGCUAUACAAACAGAUUUCAAAAUCAUUAUUGAAAAAUAAUCAUCGUCGAGCCGAACUAUCGUGUCCUGAUGGAAUUUUUAUACGUCAUUCAACUAUACCUGAAGCGGGCAAGGGUGUUUUUGCAUCAAAAAAAUUUGAAAAAAAUACCUACUUUGGACCAUAUUUGGGUGUGAGACAUUCUAAUUUUAAAACGGCACAACAAUCGGGCUACGCUUGGUCAAUUGUCGAUAAACUUGGCGAAAUGGUUUAUCUCAUUGAUGCGUAUGAAACUAGCACUUCCAACUGGAUGAGAUAUGUUAACUGCCCCAAUUUACCGGAAGCACAAAAUUUGCAGCCAGUACAAUAUGAUCGUAACAUGUUUUAUAAAACAAUUCGAACGAUUUUUCCUGGUGAAGAACUUUUUGUCUACUAUGGAGAUGGAUAUGCACGAUAUUUGGGAGUACCUGUCUUUAGUGAAGUUCAAAGUACAGAAAGAGAUGAAAUCGAAGCAAUAGAAUAA